AUGGGACUUCCCAUGCUUUACAGAUGGCUUGUAUUCACAGUAGUGGUGCCCACCUGGCUGCUCGCUGCUCCAAGCGCCAUCCGUGAGCGUCCCUGCCCCCAGAGCUGUAGAUGUGAUGGGAAAAUAAUAUACUGCGAAUCCAAUGCCUUCCGUGACGUGCCAAGCAAUGUGUCUGUAGGCACACAGGGUCUGUCCCUGCGCUACAACAGCCUCAUGGACCUCAGAGCUCACCAGUUUGCAGGGCUGAGUCAACUGGUUUGGCUCUACCUUGACCAUAACUACAUCAAUGCUGUGGACGGCCAGGCUUUCCACGGGAUACGCAGGCUCAAAGAACUGAUUCUGAGCUCGAAUAAGAUCACACAGCUAGAAAACAAUACUUUCCAUGACGUUCCCAAUUUACGCAAUCUUGACCUUUCCUACAAUAAACUGCAGGUUCUCCAACCCAAGCAGUUCGUGGGUCUACGGAAGCUGCAGAGUUUACACUUGAGGUCAAAUUCCUUAAAAACUGUCCCAAUGCGAGUUUUCCUUGACUGUCGCAACCUGGAGUUUCUUGAUAUCGGCUACAACAGGCUACGGAGCCUCACACGUAAUGCCUUUGCAGGGCUCCUUAAACUCAUCGAGCUUCAUUUGGAGCACAACCAGUUCUCAAAGAUAAACUUUGCUCAUUUCCCUCGCCUGACUAACCUGAGGGCGCUCUAUUUACAAUGGAACCGUAUCAAGCUGCUAACCCAGGGCCUGCCGUGGAUGUGGACUUCCUUGCAAAAGCUGGAUCUUUCGGGAAAUGAACUCCAAAUGCUGGAGCCAAGUACAUUUCAAUGCCUCCCUAAUCUUCAGACACUUAAUCUGGACUCCAACAAACUCACCAAUGUGUCUCAGCAGACGGCGGAGACUUGGAUCUCCCUCACUACCAUCAGUCUGGCUGGUAAUUUGUGGUACUGUAACCCUAACAUAUGUCCCCUGGUGGCCUGGCUCAAGGCCUUUAAGGGUAACAAGGAGACCACUCUGAUUUGUGCCGACCCUAAGGAGGCACAAGGGGAGAAAGUGACUGAUGUGGUGGACACCUAUAAAAUCUGUACAGCGACACCGAGUCCCAUCCCCUCGACAACAUCGCCCCUCACUUCUGCGUUUCCAGCCGAGUUGCUGCCUCUUUCUACGCUGUCUGUGGUGGACAAGAAGCUGACCUGGAACAGGACAGACUCCCCAGCUCCGUCCGAGGUCUCCCCCACUAUCCCCCUGCCAGACACUGAGUACGUGUCCUUCCACAAGAUCAUAGCUGGUAGCGUGGCUCUCCUCUUAUCCGUGGCUAUUAUUCUGCUGGUGAUCUAUGUCUCAUGGAAGCGCUAUCCCAGCAGUAUCAAGCAGCUUCAGCAGCGCUCAACGGUUAAAAAGCGGCAGAAAAAGGCUCGGGAGACUGAGCGCUCCCUUAAUUCCCCCCUGCAAGAGUACUAUGUGGACUACAAACCUUCACACUCAGAGACUAUGGAUGUGCUGGUUAAUGGGACAGGACCUUACACAUACACCAUCUCAGGCUCCAGGGAAUGCGAGGUAUGACCGUUGCCCUCCAAAAAUCCAUUUCCACUGCGAGGCAUGAGAGAUACCACGGCAGCUGAGUGCUCUGACGUUGUACAGGUGUGAGCAGUCGCUUCUGGAUUACUGCCAUGCCCACCUGUCGCUGCAGCUCAACGUGGGCAUGGAGCCCCCAACUCAGGCGCCUGGAGAUCCGGGGCCAGCCGGGUACCACCCGGGCCUAAUCCCCUCCAAGCCUGCGCUGCCUUGCCCCCAGACCCACUCCCUCCACCAGUGAGCUGUGCACACUGUGAUUCACUGUGUCCAAAAUACUGUACGUGUGCUGCACACAACCAGUGGACCACCCAAAAUGAGACACCAGGCUGCGUUGGAGGGAACUGGGACUGGUACUGAAGCAAAAGAGACAAUUCAUGCAAUCCAGAGCAUCCUGGAACUAGGGUAAUGAAAAUAGAAAUUAUUCUCAGUGGAAAUAACGGGGUAGAGCGGUAUUGAUUAGUGAGCAUAUGACCUGCUUGACCCGCAAUGUCCUCAAUUAGUAAGGAGGCUGAACAGCAGCAUGACUUUCCACGUUCUGCUCUGCCUCUUGAGGAGUAUUAAGGAUAAUAAUUGAAUGAUUCUUUAAUCUCAUUAAACAUAUUUCCUCAACCUCUCCUAAUCUGGGCACCUCUUGGCUACGUCAGGUAAAGUAAUCAAAUGCAAAAUGCUAUAAACAGAGCAGGGAAACAGCACGAUAAGCAAAUAAGUAGCAGAACAAAUGAAAGAUCAGCCAAGCUAAGACGUUUUCUGCUGCUUUUUCUAAUCACGCUGUCAGUAAGAGGUCCCUCCCUGACUCAAGUCCCUGUAGCGUUUUUCAACUUGAGAAAUGAGCCACUCAAAUGAAAUUACCCGAGACGAGAGAAACGAGUCAGAAAAAAGUGGACACUAAUUGUCAAAUACAAUGUACAGCCUAUACAUCUUGCUGGCAGUAAGUAUAAAUUACAUGGUGACUUUUGAUUUCUUUAAUGAUUUGUGAUGUGGAUCACAUUAUGAUUCAUUUAAUCAAGCUGAGAGACGAACAAACGAAAAAUAAACACAGAGAACAGAUCUUGCUGCGCUGGGCCGUGCAGAUAUUUACUUUCAUCAACCAUUUUAAUCACUUGUAGUUAAUGGUUUUUGUUCUUGAAAAUGUGAUAUUCAACCAAUUAUCUGAUUGUGCACUCAUAUACCCACAUGUGUGCUUUUUACGAGAUGUUAUAUGAUAAUAUUUGGUAAAUAAACUGUGUUAAGUGACCAGUAACAGUAUCUUUCAUCACGAUCAGUGGUAUCAGCCCAAACAACUGUCUGCUGUAUUUAGACAGUGCGUAGGUGGCUGGAGCGACUGAAGAGCACAGCACUGAAGGCAAGACUGUAUAAUAAUGAUGCCUGAGUGAUCAAGACCCUGAUGGUAACUUUCACAUGCUUUUUUCCUCCUCCUGUGACUGUCUGUGACUGUUAUCUGAUGUAAAACAGUGUAUUCAACUCAUGGGCUUUUAUACCAGGGAAGCAGCCUGUGUACAACACGGUACCCAAUUAAGGUUUUGGAUAUUAAUAGACAGCGACUCCAUGUUCUUCACACAUGCACAAUACAGUGUGCCAUUAAAAGUUAAAAGAUAAAAUUGGAACAUUUGUCAGCAGGGAAUUGACCGCUAGCUAAACCAUUCUCCUCCAGUAGUCCAGUCAUAGCGGAUCUUUCAAGGUUUAAAUGUCCGCACAUGUUGAAACAUUGUGCCUGGAGCUGUAAUGCACCAUAUCAGAGUUAGAAAAGUUAGAAAGCUCAAUUUAGUUUUAAAAAACCCUGAAACACAAGGGCAAAAAUGUCCCCAAAAAAUCUUCAACUGUGUUUUUAUCUGCUAUAUUUUAAGCAAAAAUGCAAAUGUUAGCAUGCCUGGCUAAAAAGCUUAUUAGCUAGACAGGUACCGAUCAUACUUCAAAGGCCAAGGAGCUUUUUAUUAGUUAACUAAGAUGGAGUCUACUUCCUCCCACUAUUCAGAAAACAGGCCAGAAAUAUCCCAGAUAUGAACGCUGCCAUCUUGUACCAAGGACAUCAUUUGUAGCCAGAGUCUACGCAUUCACGUUGAUACACUCGCAUGACGAAUCAAGAGUCAGUCUUAUCUGUCAGUCAUGAUGUUUCACCCCAAUAGCAUCAAAUAACAAAAUACAACCAUAUGCCAGAAAUAUGAGCAUUUGAACAAGCAUCAGUGUUAUAAGAGCUACCUAAAAUGACCAAAACCAUCUUUGAGAAAAAUGUAUUUGACUUUUUAGUUUGAUCCAUGUCCCAGCCACUAAUAUGGAGGAGGCAAGGUUUAGGGCCUAUACUGCAGUUGUAUUUUGGCUUCACUUUUGUAAGCUGUCAUGUCGUCCAUCUUUUCUUUACAGUGUAGGGUAUUUACCCUCUGCAUGGAAGCCAGUCUUGGAUGCUGACACAGUGGGGUAACGUUAGUAGCUCUGUCCUCCCGGUAUUUUUCAACAGCUGUUGUGCUGUUGGAUUUGGGGACAUCAUACAGCUACAUCUACCAAAUCCUUUACCAGAGAGAUCAUCAUUUUCAGCACCGUCCUCUUCUGAAAACACUUUUAAGGUUAAAAGUGACACAUACUUUACUUCACACAAAUUCAAAAAUACAAUCAAUAAAGCGUAAAUCAAACUUAUGUCUUGCUUUGCAUAGCCAACACUGUUAUGUUAGUUUUGUUAUAAAAAUACCUAAUAUACCCAAGACAAGGGCUAACUUGAUAAACUUUGAGAUCUACAAAAUCUUUUGAUUUCUACAUUUGCAUCGAUUAUUUGCUGGAUAUUAUUAUUAUUAUAUUAUUUUUGGGAUAUGUAUACAAUCAAAUUUGCAAUAACAUUUAAAUGAUGCUAACAACAUAAUUUCAACAGGGAAAAAUCAAUAAUCACCGUAACGACAUGAGAGGCUUAUUUUGUGUUCUACUGUUUAAAUCAACAUCAAACAUUACUAAGAAUUUUGGCAAUUAAAUCUGCCCCAUUAUCACUGUAAAGUUUAGCAAGCGGUCAAUUACAUGGUGCUAAAUGUCUUUUUACAAUGUUUCUUUGGUCAUCAAACAAAAUGCUUAUGAACAUGUGACAUAACAGAUUCAAUAUCUUUAAACUUGAUAUAUUUAUUACAUAUUUGCUUUUUUUAAUUUUAUAGAGAAUUAAUUUCCUUGUAUUUCCUUAGGGGGACAUAACAUGUUGAGGGAUGUACAAUAUUCUGCUACAUUUUGAGGUCAUUGUCAAAGCUCUGUCAAUCAUGCAUAAAGUGUAAUCUGAAUAUUUUGAAGCUGAUUGUGUCCGACAUCAUAAUUACAAAUGAAUGAAGCUUUGACUGUGUGCAUAAUUGUAUGUCAGAUUUUCAAUGAAUCUUCAACAACA
This is a messenger RNA of Hippoglossus stenolepis (Pacific halibut), 4912 nucleotides long. RefSeq names its product leucine-rich repeat transmembrane neuronal protein 4. The coding region runs from base 1 to 1551 and encodes 516 amino acids. The transcript is spliced from 3 exons. Gene Ontology annotation, molecular function: protein binding. The record is from RefSeq and is a predicted model, not a curated record. NCBI's taxonomy places the organism in Eukaryota, Metazoa, Chordata, Actinopteri, Pleuronectiformes, Pleuronectidae.